Molecule: messenger RNA, 552 nt
Organism: Magnolia sinica
Lineage: Eukaryota; Viridiplantae; Streptophyta; Magnoliopsida; Magnoliales; Magnoliaceae
Product: dirigent protein 2-like
Exons: 1
Coding region: 1-552 (183 amino acids)
Source: RefSeq, a predicted model, not a curated record
AUGGCUAAGUCUCAUGCACCAAUAGCCCUAAUCACAUUAGUGAAAUUGCUUGUGCUAUUUUUUGUCAUGACCAUGAUGGGUGGCUUGGAUGGCCAGAUCUUGGGCCCAAAGGAGACCCACAUGGUAUUCUACCUUCAAGAUUGGGAGACUGGUAAUGCGACCUCCGUCCCGGUGGCUGGGACCAACGGCACCCUAUCGAGCGUCCUAAACUUUGGAACCAUCAUGGUGGUGGACGAUGCCGUAACAGACGGCCCAGAUCGGCAAUCGAAGCAAGUUGGACGGGCACAAGGGAUCUACGUGAACUCAGCCUUGGAUGGAUCCGAUCUCCACCUUCUAUUCUCUGUUGUCUUUACCAAUGAGAAGUACAAUGGUAGCACUCUAGAAAUCCAAGGGGCUGAUAGGUUCUUUCUGAAGUAUAGGGAGGUUUCUGUGGUUGCUGGGACUGGCUUGUUCCGUUAUGCUCAGGGCCAUGCAGUCUUAGAGACGGUCUAUCUGGAUCUUCCCACUCUCAAUGCAGUGAUCAAGUUCAAUGUCACCGUCCAUCAUUAUUGA